AUGAUUGCAAAACAAGUGCCCGACGGCGAGAAGCCAUACACCAUCCAAGGAGAAGCACAGAAGAUCUACAAAACCAUUGUCAACGACUCCAGACUCAAUGUUCCCGAGGAGGUCAAGGCGCUAGCCGACAGAGUCAACUUUGUGGGUGAAGAGACUCAACCGUUCUACCCGGUCCCCUACAAAUGUGCAGAGGCUCAAGCUGGUCUGUUAGGUCACGUCGCCCUGUUGGCGCUAGCCAUAGCAAAAGAUCGCUACGGCACAGAUCAGUCGUGCGAGAUCGAUGUUAGCCAGGCUCUACUGAACGGUCUGGGCGCGCUGUUCAUGCGACAUGAGGACACAUGGCUUUCCGGGAGCCCAAAGAUGGUAAGCGCAGUACAGCGUUGGGACCACGGCCAGACUCGUGAGCUGUACAGACAGCUGGCGACCAACAUCUACAAGUCCAAGGAUGGUCGUUGGUAUUCGCUGCAUGGCAAUAUGAAUCCAACACCUUUGCUGGAAAUGCUCGGCGUGCCGCAGCACAACGAACAGAAUUUGACUUGGGAGCAAAUCCUCGAGAUGUACAUGAAGAUAGUGGGUGACAUUGAUUCAACGACGCUUGACAACUGGAGUAACAAUGUCUACCGUACCCCUGGGACUAUUUGUUACGAGAAGGGGGAGUUUGAAGAAACGCCUCACGGCAAAGCUAUCAAAGACGAACCAUACUACAAUCUUCUCUCCCAACCAUAUUACACUCAACCAGUAGUAUCAUGGGACACGAUACCCUUCGACCCAAAUGAUCGACGCCCACUGUCUGGUAUCAAAGUGCUAGAUCUGGCACGCGCCAUUGCAGCCCCGACAGUUGGGCGAGUGUGCGCCGCGCUAGGAGCAACAGUCAUUCGAGUAUCAUGUUCAAUGAACACCGAACUACCGAUCACGCUGAUGGACGGGUGUCUGGGCAAGACAAGCGUGGAUGUCAACCUGAAGACAUUCGAGGGUCGCAAGAAGCUACUCGAACUGGUUGAGGAAGCCGACGUCUUUAUUGAUGGAUAUAGACCAGCGGUCUUGGAACAUCUGGGAUUCGGGCGCGACGCUGUGUUGGGGCUCGUCGCCAAGCGUGACCGUGGCAUCGUGUAUAUCCAGGAGAACUGCUACGGGUGGAGAGGCCCCUGGACGAUCAGGCCAGGUUGGGCUCAGAUCGCCGACACGGUGUGUGGCAUUGGACUCGCAAUCGGCCGAUUCAACGGCUUCGACGAGGCACAUAUCUUCCCGGGUCCCAAUGCCGACUACCUCACAGGCCACGCAGGGACAGCUGCGGUACUGCAUGCCCUGUACCUACGUUCCCGAUCGGGUGGCUCCUACGUCGCGCAGUGCAGUCUUCUCGUCUCGAACCUACACAUGCAAUCCUACGGAACGUACAGUGCCGAGCAGCAGGAAAUCUUGAAAGCCCGCAACCAGGAUCUCGUUGGCCACAUGCGACACUACGACGAGAUCGUCAGCCACGGGCGCAACCGGCACGUCGUGCGCGGAUUCAUUGCUGACAGGGGCUUCGAACGCGCUUUUCGGAAAGGAUUCUUUCAAACCGUGCCAGGGUCCGCGUUUGGAUUGGGGGAGCUUCAAGUUGCCAGUCUGGCGAUUAAGUUCAAAGAUUCGGUUGAUGGGGAAGAUAGAGAAGGAAUGCGUACAGACUGGGUUGUUGGGCCGUCCCCUCCUGGUUAUCAUAAGCCGCAGUGGGUGAGGGAGGAGAACCCAGAGUUUGUGUCUCUCACAGUCAAGGAGGAGACGGCUCAGAGUUAA
Exophiala spinifera is the source of this 1773-nucleotide messenger RNA. RefSeq lists its product as uncharacterized. NCBI's taxonomy places the organism in Eukaryota, Fungi, Ascomycota, Eurotiomycetes, Chaetothyriales, Herpotrichiellaceae. The record is from RefSeq and is a predicted model, not a curated record. The coding region runs from base 1 to 1773 and encodes 590 amino acids. Gene Ontology annotation, molecular function: catalytic activity. The transcript has 2 exons.